Messenger RNA from Annulohypoxylon truncatum, 850 nucleotides. RefSeq lists its product as uncharacterized. The transcript has a single exon. The record is from RefSeq and is a predicted model, not a curated record. NCBI's taxonomy places the organism in Eukaryota, Fungi, Ascomycota, Sordariomycetes, Xylariales, Hypoxylaceae. Bases 204 to 713 code for a protein of 169 amino acids. Gene Ontology annotation, molecular function: protein binding.
UAUGGAUACGCGCCCAACAUCCCCGACUACGGAAUACAGGCUGCACGUCCAGCGCUUAAUUUGUAUAUUGUAUCUAGAAGCCCGAAUAUAUAGAGGACGUGUAGUUCCCACCUCGAAAAAGGAGGAGAACCACGGACCUUAGAGCCCUUGAGAAUUAUUAGCUGAAAUUGAUAUAUUCCAAGCCCUAUACAGCCCUUGUCACAAUGGAGGACAUCCGAAACGAAAUUCGCGCGCUGGAACAACAUGCCAACGAGAUAGGGGCGGAUGCCCCACGCCGUGCAGACCUGAUGCAAGAGAUCGGAAUCAAAUAUGGAAGUCUGUAUGGCCAUACGACCGCCGCGUCUGAUUUGGGAAAAAUCAUCCAUUACUACCGAAAAGCGCUCGAUUUAACCCCUACCGAUGGCACCAAUCGUGCAGGCCUCUUACGAAACAUCGGAAUGGCGUAUCUACUCAUGUACCGUGAACUGAAGAACGUGCAGUAUCUGGUCGAAGCCAUCACACACGUUGAGAGAGCGCUCGAGGCCGCGCCGACGAAUGGUCCGAAUCGUGCACAGAUACUUCGGGACCUAGCAGUCGCUUACGGUCAAAACUACGAACAAACACGCGAGAAAGAAGAUCUUAAUGCCCUGAGUUUACGAAGGGUUAUUAUGUUGUUGAUUUUUUUCUUUCCUUUAAGAAGUCCUUCGAAAAAUUACUUAAAUAAGCAGUUUUGAAAUAACGGCUUAUUAAGGAGGUUUAAUUGGUUAAAAUUUUUAGUUUAAUGGGGCGUUAAGUAUAUUUAGUUUAAAUUUAAAUUAUAUAAUUAAAAUUUUAAUAAAAUUUUAAUAAAUUAAUUAAUUUAAUUUAAAAA